AUUCGGGUAAGAAACUCUGAAAAACUCGCCUAUGGUGAAACCUACCUGCUUCCUGUCACUCUUUCCAUCUUCUUGCUUGUGCAGUUGUGCUGCUUCCUCUCACUUCGAAUCUCCGCUCUAGGUCGUAGCUUCCGGCAAGGCGAUUUCUUUGAAAAUGGGACAGAAAUAUCAUUUAUGUUGCAUUUUUUUCUGGAUUGCUUGCUUGUUACUCUGUGCCUCAUCAGAUGGCUUAAUGAGAAUCAAUCUGAAUAAGAAGUCCUUGGACCUUGAUACUCUGAAUGCAGCUAGAUUAGUGAGAAAGCAGAACAUGUAUAGCCAAUAUAAUGCUAUCCAUCAUAAUCUUGGAGAUUCAGAUAUUGACAUAAUAUCCCUCAAGAACUACAUGGAUGCUCAAUACUUUGGCAUCAUUGGUAUUGGCUCGCCUCCACAAAACUUUACAGUCAUCUUUGACACUGGAAGUUCAAACUUGUGGGUCCCAUCAUCCAAGUGCUAUUUCUCACUUUCAUGUUAUUUUCACCAUAAGUACAAGGCAGGCAAAUCAAGCACUUACACAAAGGAUGGGAAAUCAUGUAAAAUAACUUAUGGUUCUGGGAUGAUUUCUGGCUUCUUUAGCAAGGACAAUGUACUAGUUGGUGAACUAGUUGCCAAAGACCAAAUUUUCAUUGAGACAACUAGAGAAGUUGGUCCAACAUUCUUGCUGGCUAAGUUUGAUGGAAUUGUCGGCCUUGGUUUUCAAGAAAUAUCAGUUGAAAAUGCACCACCCCUAUGGUCUACCAUGCUCAAGCAGGGUCUUAUUGAGAAGGAGAUCUUUUCUUUCUGGCUCAAUAGGAAUCCUGAUGAUGCAAAUGGCGGGGAACUUGUGUUUGGAGGUGUUGAUCCAAAUCAUUACAAGGGCAAUCAUACUUAUGUUCCUGUUACACGAAAAGGAUAUUGGCAGUUUGAGAUGGGUGAUUUUCUGAUUUCUGGAGAAUCUACUGGCUACUGUUCUGGAGGUUGUGCUGCUAUCGUGGAUUCUGGAACUUCAUUGCUCGCUGGUCCCACUACCAUAAUAGCUCAGGUCAAUCAUGCCAUAGGUGCAGAAGGAAUUGUUAGCACAGAAUGUAAAGAAAUUGUUAAAGAAUAUGGAGAAUUGAUACUCGAGUUGUUGAUAGCACAGACACGACCAGAAAAAAUUUGCAAACAAAUAGGCCUGUGUAUUUUCGAUGGGGCUCAAUAUGUUAGCACUGAUAUCCAAUCUGUGGUUGAAAAAGAAAAGAGAAAAGCAUCUGCUAACGGUGAUGUUCUAUGUACUGCCUGUGAGAUGGCUGUGGUAUGGAUUGAAAACCAGUUACGAAAGAAUCAAUCUAAAGAACACAUACUAGCCUAUGUAAACCAGCUCUGUGAACGGCUGCCAAACCCUUUAGGAGAAUCAACUGUUGGUUGUGAUCAGAUUGCAAGCAUGCCAAAUAUCGCAUUUACAAUUGGAAGUAGAAAGUUUAGUCUAACUCCUGAGCAGUAUGUUCUAAAAGUUGAACAAGCAGGCACAGCUGUAUGUUUAAGUGGCUUUAUGGCAUUUGAUGUGCCUUCUUCCCAGGGUCCUCUCUGGAUUCUUGGAGAUGUUUUCAUGGGCGCUUAUCACACUAUAUUUGAUUUUGGUGACGACAGAAUAGGAUUUGCUGAGAGUGCUUAAGAGGUUAAAUACUUUGAUGUGCCUCUCUCUAUAUUAUUUGUACCAUAACAGUGCCAAUAACUAUGGGCCAAGAUUGCAUCUCAACAACUAGCCUUAUGUAUAUAAAUACGUAUGCAAGAAAAUGAGACAGGCAAAUGUUGGUUACGUUGCUACGUACGAGAUAUUGUACAAACAUGUUUUCUGUAUAUCUAGAAGUUUGUAGCAAUUAACUUGUACGUAUUCAUACUUUACAUGUCUGGUUGAAUUAUCCUUUCUUUUCA
This is a messenger RNA of Zingiber officinale, 1929 nucleotides long. Its product is annotated as aspartic proteinase-like. NCBI's taxonomy places the organism in Eukaryota, Viridiplantae, Streptophyta, Magnoliopsida, Zingiberales, Zingiberaceae. Gene Ontology annotation, biological process: proteolysis; lipid metabolic process. The record is from RefSeq and is a predicted model, not a curated record. Gene Ontology annotation, molecular function: aspartic-type endopeptidase activity. The transcript is spliced from 14 exons. Bases 155 to 1669 code for a protein of 504 amino acids.